GAGGAGCAGUUUGUCCAAAUCCGCAAGCACAUCGACCCUUUCUAUGAAGUGGCCGAGGAUGCAGCCAUGGCUGCGGAGAUCCCUGAUCCGGACGAGUGGACCCCCGAGGAGGUGGAUCCGGAGGUAGAAGCCGAACCGCAGGAGCCUCCAGUCAUCCCAUGGGGCAGCUGCGGCUCCUACUGUCCGGUCACCCUGAAAGAGCAGCGUUGGCUAUAUCCCGGGCAGAAGGACUUCCAGCACGUCUACCGCAACUAUGUCUUCGCAUUAGGGUCCGAGGCCGCGAGCGAGGCUUUCCUCAAGGAGCCGGUCCGCUAUGUGCCAGUGUCGGAGGAACCC
Messenger RNA from Symbiodinium sp. CCMP2456, 336 nucleotides. The record is from the annotation of a GenBank genome assembly. Lineage: Eukaryota; Dinophyceae; Suessiales; Symbiodiniaceae.